AUGGCCGUAAACCUGGACGCUCACCGCAUGGUGCAAAAGCAAGCCGCCUGGAUCGCCCAGCUUCAAGAGGAGCUCGCCACCACAAGCACCUUCCUCAAUAUGCACGACUCGCAACCCGAGAAGGCUGUGAUGAAUAUGGUUGACGGUAUCAACUACGACUCGUUCCAAAUCGCGUGCAACCUUGUCGACGACGCUACUCCCAUGAUUUCUCCUCGCGCCCCGGACCAUCCUGACUGCACGAUCUGUGCCACCUUCUCUUCUCGCUUCCCUGGUGUUAUACCUCUCCUGCGCGAUACCGAUCCCCGCAUGGACGAAGAAAGAGAGGCUCUUCGUGUCAACAUCGUCCAGUCUACCCUACUUCGCGUCUGCCACGACUUCAUGCAGCCUUGGCACGUAUCGAGCGGAGAUCAAGUUAUCAACGACGGGAAUGAAGAGCUCUUGAAGGCUGUAAGCGACUCGAUAUUCCAAACAGAGUCUCAGGUGGUGGCGGCCAACUGGAAAGCUAUCACGUACCGCCAUUUGUCGACCCUCAAACGGGCUUCGGAAACCAUUGAACGCGAGCGAAUGUACGAAUGCCUGUGCUCGGCGUUGCUGCCUAUAUGGCAUGUCUAUGGCCUCAUCGACGACCAAAUCGCGCCUAUCGUCUCGGAGACGGGCAUGCGCGACAUGUUCAAGUACUUGAUCGCCGAGGUAUACUCAUUCCAGAAGGCGGCCGCGCAAGACAUCGUCUCGGCUGAGCUGCAACCUGUCAUGGUUCCAGGAGGCAUCGUGGCCGACGAGCGAACCAUGCAGAUCAUCACAGGAUCGAUGUCGACGGCGCCCGACUCUACGAUCCUUUGUACAACCAGGAUCGGACUGCGCCGCAUCACGCGCGUCGCCGGAGACGCGAAGGUCACUCUCCUCAUGCGCCCUGAGGUCUUCGUAACUCCCGCCUUGACGCCAUCCCUCGUCGCUCGCCAUGAUUAA
Peniophora sp. CBMAI 1063 is the source of this 966-nucleotide messenger RNA. Lineage: Eukaryota; Fungi; Basidiomycota; Agaricomycetes; Russulales; Peniophoraceae. The record is from the annotation of a GenBank genome assembly.